This is a messenger RNA of Cinara cedri, 248 nucleotides long. The record is from the annotation of a GenBank genome assembly. NCBI's taxonomy places the organism in Eukaryota, Metazoa, Arthropoda, Insecta, Hemiptera, Aphididae.
AGACUGCAAAAAUAUACGAAAAUGUUCUUUCGUUAAAUGCAAUUGUUACGUUAAAGGCCGAAUCAUUUAUAAGGCGAAAUCGAUGGGAAAACGAUGGACGAAAUAGCACUACGAAUAAACCUCAAACCACCGCUAUUGAGACUUUACCUUACUGUACAGAUAUUGUGCCUAAUAUAAAAUUACUAUUACAAAUGUUUACAACUCUUCCCGUUGUAACAGCUACGCCGGAACGCACAUUUCCACCUUAA